Penicillium cataractarum is the source of this 939-nucleotide messenger RNA. Its product is annotated as isoflavone reductase family protein. The transcript has a single exon. The record is from RefSeq and is a predicted model, not a curated record. NCBI's taxonomy places the organism in Eukaryota, Fungi, Ascomycota, Eurotiomycetes, Eurotiales, Aspergillaceae. The coding region runs from base 1 to 939 and encodes 312 amino acids.
AUGACCUCCAUCAUCUCACGACCAGUCGUGGCCAUUGCCGGUGCUACCGGUCACCUUGGACGCCAGGUCGCAUCAGCCUUCCUUUCUCCUCCUUUCAACGAAAAAUUCUCUGAUGUCAUUCUCCUCUCACGAAGCGAAACUUCACCAGAACCAUCUUCAGAGUCCGUCGGAAAAUAUACUACACGAAAGUACGAUGAGGAAAGCCUCGUCGAAGCCCUUCGUGGAGUCCACAUCCUCGUAAACACCGUCGGACCCUGUGGCCAUGCAUUCAAGGAGAAACUACUACACGCCCUCCCACAUACCGAGGUCCAAGUCUACUUCCCCUCUGAAUUCGGAGUUGAUCAUUAUGUUCAUGAUUUCCCGCAUUUAGAAUGGGAUACGAAGAAGAAGCAUUUUGCUUUGGCGCAGUCAUUGAUCCCCGAUAAGAAGAUCUGUCGUGUCUUUUGUGGACUCUUCAUAGAGGAUAGCGUUGGGCCGUGGUUUGGCUUCAAUACUAAGAAUGGGCGAUAUGAGAGUGUCGGAUCGGCUAAUUCGCCUAUAUCGUUUACCUCGUUAGAGGAUGUGGGCAAGGUGGUUGCUUCGCUGGCUACUCUGCCAAAGGAGAAAAUUCCUGAUACUGUUCAUGUCGGGGGUGAUACUCGCAGUUUCCUCGAAAUCUCUGAAAUUAUGAGAGAUGGUGGAGCAGGACGGAUUGAGGUAUCUGAGACUCCUCUCCAGAAGUACAAGGAGGAUGUCACUUCCACAUCUUCAUGGGAUCCAGCACAGUACUUGCGGUUUUUGAUGGGGGAGAAUAAGAUUAAUCAUAGUGUGGGGGCUCUCGGGGAUGACAAUGAGCUUGUCAAUCCCAACGAAGAGUUGUGGAAGUGGAAGAGCUUGACAGAUUUAGCCCACGAGACCGGUGGAAAGCCUUGGAAGGAUUUCCCCUGGCCUCCAGCGUAA